Molecule: messenger RNA, 615 nt
Organism: Prunus dulcis (almond)
Lineage: Eukaryota; Viridiplantae; Streptophyta; Magnoliopsida; Rosales; Rosaceae
Product: probable transcriptional regulator RABBIT EARS
Exons: 1
Coding region: 1-615 (204 amino acids)
Source: RefSeq, a predicted model, not a curated record
AUGGAGUCUGAUCAGGCAAUUCAAGAAAACUCAGAGCAGGUCUCGGAUGAUAAGCAAGGUGCAAGUCAAGCAGCAAAGUCAUAUGAGUGCACUUUUUGUAAAAGAGGGUUUUCUAAUGCGCAAGCUUUAGGAGGGCACAUGAACAUUCACCGAAAAGACAAAGCCAAGCUCAAGCAAGUCUCCUCAUCGAAUACUAUUGAAACUAAACAACACCAACAACAACAACAACAAAGACUUUUGGACAUCCCAAAGAUGCCCUCCUCGUAUUCUUCUCCAAUAGUUCCCACCAUCAAUUCUUCAGAACACAAUAAGCUUAAGCCUAGUCGUGAUGCUGAAAGAAACACAUCGACAUGGCCUUGGUUUCUCAACAAAGAAGGUGAUGCCACCAUGAGGCAUAAUAUUGAUCCAAACCAUCUUUCCCAAGUCCAACAACAACUCCCACUAUUUUCUCAAGCAACAUCACAGGCCAGAGUUCACGAAAAUCCAGGUUUACGACAAGUUCAUGGGGAUCAAGGUUUGCAGCCAUCGGCUUCGGAGUUAGACCUUGAGCUUAGGCUAGGGCCUGAGCGUCAAGAUUCAUCAUCAAAGGCAAACACUACAAGAAAGUUCUUUUGA